This is a messenger RNA of Plasmodium falciparum 3D7, 3207 nucleotides long. RefSeq names its product putative coatomer subunit gamma (gene SEC21). The record is from RefSeq and is a predicted model, not a curated record. Gene Ontology annotation, cellular component: cytoplasm; Golgi membrane; COPI vesicle coat. Gene Ontology annotation, biological process: vesicle-mediated transport; intracellular protein transport. NCBI's taxonomy places the organism in Eukaryota, Apicomplexa, Aconoidasida, Haemosporida, Plasmodiidae. Gene Ontology annotation, molecular function: structural molecule activity.
AUGCUGAAAUCCAUGAGUAUUAAAAACAAACUACAGAAAAAUUUGCUGAAGGAAUACAAGAAUGACGACGAGAAGAAUUUUGUAAAUCCCCAUGAAGGAGAUAAAGCAAGCAUAUUACAAGAGACAAGGGUGUUUUCUAGUUAUCCUUUGAAUACACAAAAAUGUUUACAAAUAUUAACGAAGAUAUUAUAUUUGAUAAAUAAAGGAGAUGAUAUAUUAACAAGUCAGGAAUGUACAGAUAUAUUUUUUAGUAUAACGAAAUUAUUUCAAUCGAACAAUGAAAGGUUAAGAAGGAUGAUAUAUUUAUUAAUAAAAAAUUUACCCGUAAGUGAAAAGGAAAUAUUUAUAGUAACUAGUUCUUUAACAAAAGAUAUGAAUUCAGCUAAUGAUUGUUAUCGAGCUAAUGCUAUAAGAGUCUUAAGUAAAAUUAUUGAUUUUUCGCUAGCUACACAAAUUGAAAGAUAUUUAAAAACAGCAGUUGUUGAUAGAAAUCCAUUUGUAUCUACGUCAGCAUUAUUAUGUGGUUUAAAUUUAUAUAAUAAUACAUCAUCAGAUAUUGUUAAGAAAUGGAUUAAUGAAGUUAGUGAAUGUAUAAAUAGUAAACAUCCUAUGAUACAAUUUCAUGCUCUUACCUUAUUAUGUUCUAUUAAAAAUCAAGAUAAAUUAGCACUCGAAAAAAUUAUCAACUCUUAUACAAAAAAUUCACACACUCUAUCAAGCUCAUUAGCUAAUUGUCUUCUAAUAAAAUAUGCUUCAUAUCUAAUAUAUUGUACAGAGGUACAUAGCGAAAUGAAUAACAACAACAAUAUUCUUAAUAUUAAUAAUAAUAGAAAUAUAUUUAAUCAUAAUAUAUAUUAUAAUAAGGAUACAUAUUCUCAACAUUAUCCACAUAAUAACAAACAAAAUAUUAAUAAUACUGCUAUUAGUAGUACUACUAAUAAAAAUCAUCAUCAUAAUAUUAAUAAUAAUAAUAAUAAUAAUAAUAAUAAUAAUACUUAUAAUAAUAACGACCAUUCUGUUAAUAAAAAUAAAUUCAUACAUCCUACGACCAAAGUAUGCUUUGAUUAUCUUAAAAAUUGUCUCAAAAAUAAUAAAGAUGCAAUUAUCUUAUUUGAAUGUAUUAAGUGUAUCUUUGAACUAGCCAUCUAUGAUCAAGAAGGAAAAAACACCACCACCGUUUUUAAUGUAGAUAUUUUAAAUGAAUGUAUCAAGGUUUGUCAACUGUUUUUAUUAUCAUCCAAAAUUGUAGAUAAAUUUUCAAUUAUUAGACAAAUAAAUAAACUUGCUCAUCAUCGACCAUAUGUUGUAUCCAAAUUAAAUCAAGAUAUUGAAAAUCUUCUAUAUGAUAAUAAUAAAAGUAUAUGUGUAUUAGCCUUUACUACCCUAUUAAAAACAGGAAAUGAAACAAGUAUUGAUAAAUUAUUAAAUCAAAUUAAUAAUUACAUGACAGCAGAUAAUACAACAUUCAAAAUAAAAAUUAUUGAAGAAGUUAAAAAUCUUUGUUUUAUAUAUCCAAAUAAAUGUAAUAUUAUACUUAACUUUUUGUCCAAUAAUUUAAGAGAUGAUGAAUCAUACCAAUUUAAAGCUAGUACAAUCGAUUCUAUUAUUUUAAUAAUAACCAAUUUACCAAAUGCCGAAGAAACAGCCAUAUUACAAUUAUGUGAAUUUAUUGAAGAUUGUGAAUAUCAUGCUUUAUUAUUAAAAGUCAUUAGAUUCUUAUUAAUGCAUAUACCUAAAACCAAAAACCCAUCCAAAUAUAUUAGAUAUAUAUAUAAUCGUCUACUUUUAGAAAACUCAACAAUCAGAAUUGAUGGAAUGUAUGCCUUAUUUUAUAUAGCUCUAAAAUGUGCAGAAAACUCAAAAGAUAUUCUUGUUCUAUUAAAUUGUUUACUAGCUGAUAAUGAUGACGAAGUUAGGGAUAGAACCAAUUUUUUCUACUACAUGUUAAAGGAAAAAAUUAAAGAACUAGAUACUUCUAAUAAACAAAUAUCAAAUGAAUAUGAAGAAAAAUUACAAAAUAACGAAAACAUAAACGAACAUAAUAAUAUCCAUUAUUCAAAUAAUAAUUUAAUCGAUCAACUCUUGGAAUAUGAUCAAAACACUAAUAUUGAUCAACUCUUAUAUUUUAUUUCAAAUCAUAUUGAAAAAGAUCCUAAGGAAGAAUUCUCAUACCAACAUGUUAAAGAACAAAUUAUAGCAUCAAAUGAUCUAAAUAAUAAAGAUUAUGUCUCUUCUCCAUUUAUUAACAAAAAAAAUAAAACAUCAUAUAAUGAAAUACCUAAUUUAACUAAUACUAACUCUAUUUCAAAUAUUAACAAAUAUAUAGAUCUAACACCUGAUACAUUAUAUAUAAAUAAUAUGUCCAAAUAUAUUGACAUGUAUAAUUUAUCAAAUAUUAAUAUAAUUAAUAAAUCAAUACCCUUAACAGAAAGUGAAGCUGAAUAUACUGUGUUUCUCAAAAAAUUUAUUUAUAAUCAACAUCUUGUUUUAGAAUUUACUAUACAUAAUACAUUAAGUGAACAAAUUUUAUCGAAUCUAAAUGUACAAAUGCAUUCAUCAGAAAAUAAAUGGACCAUCCUAGAAAAAACAACUAUUGAUAAUUUAUAUUACAAUACACCUCAACAAUUAUAUGUUAUUUUAAAAAAAAAUAUACCUUUUGAAAAAACGGAUACACAUAAUCACAACAACAAUGAUACAAAUGAUCAAAAUAAUCACAAUUUACAAAAUAAUGUCGACUCAUUUGCUGUUAAUCAAAACUUCCAAAUAUCAUUACAUUUCUUAGUUAAAGAAAAUGAACACGAUGAAGGAUUCCCUGACUCCUAUUCCAUUAACCCAUUUAGUAUACAAAUCGUAGAUUUUAUAAAUCCAAAAAUAUUAAGACAUGGUGAAUUUAAACAUAUCUGGGAUAGUAUGCACAACUACAAUGCAGAAGUUGUCAGCAAAUUUAGCUUGAACUUUCAAAAUAUACAACAAGCUGUUGUAGGAUUAUUAAACACAUUAAAUAUGGUCGCAUGUGAUCAAACAGAUUAUGUAGAAAAUAACUCAAAUAACCAUAAUAUGUUAUUGUCAGCACAAUUUUUAAACGACACAUAUGUUUUAUGUAAAGCUUCCUUAAUAUUAUCACAACAAUAUGGAUGUUUAUUAAAAAUCACAUGUAGAUCUACCAAUAAAUUUUUAUCAGAGCAUAUUUUAAAAUCCUUAGAAUGA